Molecule: messenger RNA, 843 nt
Organism: Ascochyta rabiei
Lineage: Eukaryota; Fungi; Ascomycota; Dothideomycetes; Pleosporales; Didymellaceae
Exons: 1
Coding region: 1-843 (280 amino acids)
Source: RefSeq, a predicted model, not a curated record
AUGAGCUUGAGAGAUGUUGUUCAGCACGGCAAGGACUUGGUGUCACGUAAAGUGCUAUGCGGAGACUCCGAACCUGAAAGACCUCUGAUCAUCUCCUCGCCAAUACUCCAACAUCCAAACCAGUCUUCCAAGAAACUUGCAAGCUCCGAAGCACCCUUUCAACUAGCAACACCUCUCUUCCGUCUCCCAGGCGGACUCGCCCUGGUACGAAGCUCACCCACCUCAACUCACCGACCAGCUACAGCCAACGAAUCGCCCACCUCACCUCUCUCCGACUCAUCAUCGCCCCAGUUCCCCCCCUCCUCGCCAUUCCGCUUCGAUUCCUCGCGGCGCAGCUCCUGGCAAAGCACCCAGUCGCGACCACAGUCCCAAGGAGUCUCCACCACCGCCGUCAAGAGUCGCCUCCACUCAUUCAUCGACGCCAGCUCGUCGCCACCCUCCUUCUCGCGCUCGAUGACCUCACUCGCCACCCCGGCGCACCAAGAGCCUUACCCAUCCUCACCCUACAGUCCGCCCCAGACACGCCGACGCUCUCACAACGUCGGCUCGCCUCUCACAUCGCCGCCUGCAUCCUACGGAGUCGAGCAGCGCGCUGGAGCAAGCCCGGACGACGCGCCGCGCAGAUCGAAUCUAUUCGAGAAGGCGAAGAGCGCUCGUGAUGCUUGGAAGAAGCACCAGCGGGACGUGAAGACGGAGAAGCUGAAACAGAGCAUUCGCCUCGUCGGACCGGCUGAUGCGCGGGAUGUUGCCGGGUACAUCAACUGCGAUGACAAAGUGAAUGGGCGUGCCAGUGGAGAUAGCGGGGUUGGCGAAGGGGAGGUUGCCUGGAUACUCUCUCGGUAG